AACAGCAGCUGUACCCCCUAUCUCCAGUUGCACCGUCACUGCGCUGCAGUCCUGGACACGCCCUGCAUCACCCCGCAAUGCAAUUUCAAGGCUCUGACACAAACUCCUCCACAGGAUUAAAAUAAUAAUAAAUAAACAAUUAAUAAGCUGCAGGACGAACAAAACAUCCAAGUCUUGUGACACCACCUGAGCUUCAUUACCAGCAGAAUGGCUAACAAUGAUAAAAGUUCAGCACCAAGUCUCUCUGCACGCCAGCUCCAGUCCCACCUCAAGAUGGAGCCAAAGACUUUAGGGGCAAUCCAAAUAGUUAUUGGAGCUUUGAUCCUAUGUCUUAGUGCCUCUGUGCUUCAGCUCCAUGAAGUACACUUCACUGGGGAUGUAGCACUGUUCCUCAUUGUUGUCAUACAGGUGACAUUGUCUGGCUCAGUAUUGGUCCAUAGUGGCAGAAAACCAACAAUGUUUUGGGUGAAAUGUGUCCUGGUGCUGCAUCUGGUCAGUGCUGCAUUUGCUACUGCUGCCCUGGGUCUUAUGUCUAAGCAUCUCCCCUACCGCCAGGAUUCUUACCACUGUGAACACUGCCGGAGACUAGAGCAACAUGCUGUGCAACAUUGUUUCAGAAAAUGCACCGGGCUGGUCGAGCAAAAGUGUAAACUACUUCUUGAUGGGAUUUUGGGAACUCUGGUGAUCUUCCUAGUGCUUGAGCUGCUGAUCUGCAUCACUGCCAUGUUGUUUGGACUAAGUGUUCUGGCUGCAGGAGGAAGCCAGGAUUCAAGUCACAGACCAGCCUAUCCACAGACACGCCCCCCACCUGAUCCUGCAGUUCAGACUGCUCAGGUUCCUCAAUCUGCAGUUCAGCCUCCUCAGGUGGCAGUAGUUGUGACAGAACCUGACUCAGAGCAAAUUGAAGACAUUUCCACACCACCGACUGAACCUCAGGUGGAACCAAUUGAAGGCAUUGCCACGGAAUCCUGAACUGAGCUUUCACUGCUAAGAGUAGAAAAUUUGAUCGUCAGUAAUAAAAAUUUUGUUUUCAGAAACUCCAUAUGAUUACAUAUUUGUUGAUGGUUGCAUUUGAAGUUAACUGGAAACAAAUGAUUUUAGGUUAAAAAAAAUAGCCCCAGUAAUCUUUUAAUUCUUUUCAAUCCAUUGUCCUACGCUGAUAUACUACAAGUUUAUAGGGAAAUUUGGACUGAAGUUAAUUCAGUUAAAGUCAAUUAAAUUAAUUUUAUUAGAAACAAUUAAACUUGGGAAGCAGACAUACUGUAACUGUAGAUUGAGCUUAAAGCUGAGACUGUGAGGUAGGUAAAUCUUGUUAAGAAGUUCAGGAAUCGGGAUGUACUAUACUCUGUGCAUAGAUGUGUCCACUCUAUAAUGCCACCUUCAUAAUUUGUGUUGUCUGCUAAAAUACGUUUUUAUAUAGCGCUUUCCUUGUUUGGUUGGUCAUCCAAUUUGCUUUUCACGAACAGUACUGUUCACUUGGCACAACUUCAUCUGUACAGUUUUAACAGAUAUUGACAUACACCCACUCAUCAGCAAACGUACUCAUACCACACACCUUCUAAUUGGCACACAGCGUCUGAUCCCUAAUCUAUAAGUCUUUGCUGCACUUUAAUUACUAGUUAGAAAUGUGAGAAAUUAUGCAGAGAAAUGCUUGUAUCUAAGUAUUAUUUAUUUUCUUUUUCAAAGUGUUAACUACUGAGUAAUCACGGGUUCCACAAAAUGUAAGCGGCCAUUAUUUCAUUUGUAAUUAUAGAAUAGAAUUGAAUUUUAUUCUGCUUAUAAUUCAGCACAGCUUGCUACUCAUGUAUACUACGCACUGCUGUCACAUUAGGUCUACUAUCUUCAUAUGAAUGUAUCAACAUUGCAAUCACAGUGAAAAUAAAGUUAAUGAUUUGAAAACUCAAA
Messenger RNA from Xiphophorus couchianus (Monterrey platyfish), 1905 nucleotides. RefSeq lists its product as uncharacterized. Gene Ontology annotation, cellular component: membrane. Lineage: Eukaryota; Metazoa; Chordata; Actinopteri; Cyprinodontiformes; Poeciliidae. The transcript has 9 exons. The record is from RefSeq and is a predicted model, not a curated record. The coding region runs from base 208 to 972 and encodes 254 amino acids.